Peronospora matthiolae is the source of this 1044-nucleotide messenger RNA. The record is from the annotation of a GenBank genome assembly. Lineage: Eukaryota; Oomycota; Peronosporomycetes; Peronosporales; Peronosporaceae.
AUGACUAAGUUUGCUAUGAAUAACGAGGUUCAUGGUUCGACCGGACUGACACCAUUCUUCGUUAGCAACGCUCUUCGUCCUCGUUUUCCUGUUCUUCUCGGUCUACCUGAUAUCUCCUCUUGGUGGGGAGGGACACCAGACGAGCUAGCACCGAGUAACAGCGCACCAGCGACGACGUCGCCAACUUUUGACCGUGGCGACACUGUAGACGAACUGACAUCUAAUCGACUGACAUCAGCAGUUUUAAAAACAGCAGUGAACACUGCUCAUACCCUCCCAUCCACGCAAGGUAAUCAUCGACCACUGAAUUUCGGCGACACGACACGGUGGGUCACCGAGUCUUCAAUCGACUCCACGCGCCGUUCAGACCAUUUCAGACGCUCUCAACGAGCGUCACCUACGCUUGACUCGUGCGUAGACGCGUCGCCGCCGAGCAAACAUCUUUCUGACUCGGCGGCCAUCAAAGCCUUUAUCCAAAAGCGUCAUGUUGUCACGCGUUUUGAUCGUGACGCUGGUGCAAACGCUGUCGAGAAACCGAAAGCGGACGCUGACAAGCGCGGUCGCACCAUACAAGAGAAGUUCACCAUUGGCGACAAGGUACUACUUUCGACAUCAGGCAUUCAAGACACGACUAUUACCAACGUUGGUGGUAACAAACUGGUGCCAAGGUGUCUUGGCCCCUUCAAGCGGUACCACCCGUCGCUUCUAACGACGCAGACGGAUGCAUCGGGGGCGAAUAUCGUGACCCCCGAUGUCGCGGAGGCCUCGGCGAAUCAGGCGAGCGCUGACCCCUCAAGAUCGCGUUCUCCCGCCGCUCUGCAGUCGUGUGCGCCCUUCCAGUGCGACGGUCUCCCUCCACUUAUUGACGUCCCCGAGAAUCUACGCUGGAUCGUGGAUCGCAUUGUCAAUCACCGCGACCUGAAGGAGUCUCCUCGUCACGGCGAUCGUCGCCGUGACGAUUAUCGCGAACAACUAGAUGCACGACUGUAUCGCGAUUGCUGUAUCGGCUUCCUUGCUGAGAGUCAUUCGCGGGAGUCACUUUAG